GUUGCCUAGCACCAACAGCCUCGGGGCAUAUUUUAAUACAGAACUAAGGGGAGGACGUUUGCCACUUGGCUUCAUCUCAACCAUCAUCAGGGGUGGCUUCAAAGAGACACAAGGGGGAAUAAAAAGAGUAGGCUGGUGGUUUUCAAGAGAAGUUAAGUCUAGUCAUAUUUCUCUGAAAGUCACAAGGCAGAAGAUAUGUCAAAAGCAGAAUUUAAAAGACAGCACCAUGAGCGUGUCCCUCACCUGUAAAUUACCCUGAAGAAUCACAUUAAAAAGUAUCUUGGGGGCCUGGCCGGUUUGGCUCAGUGGAUAGAGCGUUGGCCCGAGAACUGAAGGGUCCCGGUCCCGGGUUCGAUUCCGAUCAAGUGCACGUACCUCAGUUGCAGGUUCAGUCCCUAGGGCGCCUGUGGAGGCAACCAAUCGUGUGUCCCUCACAGCAUGUUUCUCUCCGUCUCCCCCUCCCACUCUCUAACAUGGGAAACAUCCUGGGUGAGGAUUAACAGAAAAGAAAGAAAAGUGUCCUGGGACAGAAGCCUAUGAAGCAGAAGCCUUUGAUGGGGGUCUAAUAUGCAGUGUUCCCCUAUAGCAGGAACGCAAUCGCUACCUGCCCGUAGGGCCUCCCGCUGCUCAUUCAAACUCAAGAGAAGGCCUUCCUGGACCGGCUCACGUCACCUCGGGCAUCCAUCCGCCUACAGGUGGUGGAUGUGACAGGACAGUCUGGUCGAGCGACAGGACAAGCCGUUUUCCCUCUCGGACUCAGUUAAUCCAGAUCGCAGACCGCUGCCUCUGAUCCCACCCCGCAGCCCGGCUGCGAGCAGCGGGAGAAGGAGCGGAGUGGACGCCGGAGACCACCGCUGCGGCCGAGGCCUUCCCCAAGCGCGGCGCCCCGCACCCUGGGCCGGCCAUGGCCGACAGCGGCGGCACGGGCAGCUCGGGCCCCUGGUGGAAAUCGCUGGUGAACAGCAGGAAGAAAAGCAAGGAGGCCUCGGUGGGGGUGCAGCCUCCCGCCCAGCCUGCCCCCGGGGAGCCCGCGCCGCCCAGCCCGGACUGGACUAACAGCUCCCAGGAAAAUCAGCACCCCAACCUCCUGGCGAGCGCCGGCGAGCCCCACAAGCCAGACAAGUUGUGCGCGGACAAAGCCGGCAACAGCCGCCGCAAUUUGAAGAUCUCGCGCUCUGGGCGCUUCAAGGAGAAGCGGAAAGUCCGCGCCACUCUGCUCCCGGAGGGGGUCCGAGCCCUGGAGGAGGCGGACUUCCCUGGGGACCCCCAGGAGGACCAGCCGUAGCGGGCGGACUCUCUUCCCACCGCAGCUCCCCAACCCCCAGCCCCAACCCCGAGAAUUCUGGCCUGCCUCUGAGCGUGGUGUCUCAGUCCCACCAAAUUAGAAUAUCCACACGCGAUUUCACGUUCCUGGAAAUGGAAGUGUCAAUUGAGUUUUCAGUAGUCCGAGACUCAAGGCUACAUUAAAUAUUUAUUUGUGGUAAGAGAAGAUGCCCGCCACCCAGGAAGUCGGCCUAAUUAUUAUCUUCAAAAAGCUCUUCUGUGGCCUCCACCCUUGUAUCACCUGUGGGAGCGAGAGGGGCACCACCGCUCUAAGAGAUGGCGGCCCCCCUGGAAUUGUGCAGACCUCCGGUGGGGAAGGCGCGCUCUGAUUAGGAGCUUGCUGUUGGAGAGCCAUCCGUGCUGUUUUCAAUGCCUGAGAAAUGCACUUUAGAAGCACUUGUGUAGACCUACACCUUGCGUGAAGGAAUGGGGGAGAGCAGGAAACCUUCUACGUAGAAGCAUGUUAAGUAAGGCAAGGUUGCUUUCAACCUCGGCCUAUGAAACUGCCCUGCCUGUUUUAGUACUAUUAAAACUGUUGCACUGUAAGACGUAAGGUGACUUUUGUACUUUUUCCACUGCAAGACUUGUAGCCCGUCAUACUUAAAAGCAGGCAUGCAAAAUCCGGGGUAACAGAAUUAAUCAUUUGCCACACAAUGUAACAGCUACUCUUGGGAGAACGUUUCUAGAAAGAAACUAGCAACGCCCAGAGUGGAACCAGUUAGCCAGAUAUCCCUAUUUAUUAACCAGAGUCCAGGAAGGGGGGAGGGGUCCUCAUUCAUCAUUCCUAAGUUCUCUUUUGACUUAGCGCAUCCUCAUACCUACGUGGCAAUGCCAGUAAUCAUUCUUUUCCCUCUCCUUGCGAACCUUUUAAAGAUUGUCUGAAAAUACUCAAACAGAAGGACUGGACUUUUAGUUUGUGCAAAGCCAGCUUCUUUUCCCAGGACUUUGUUUCAAAAGCUUAUUUCUUUAGUCUGACGUAUGCAUUUAUCAAGUUUCAAAGCCUUUAGAUCAACCAACCUGAAGAUUCUUAACAAAAAUCUACCCGUUUGCUUUUGUCA
Molecule: messenger RNA, 2381 nt
Organism: Myotis myotis
Lineage: Eukaryota; Metazoa; Chordata; Mammalia; Chiroptera; Vespertilionidae
Gene: PRR15
Product: proline rich 15
Exons: 2
Coding region: 905-1285 (126 amino acids)
Source: RefSeq, a predicted model, not a curated record